ACUAGAAGCUGCAACAUCCCAGGGGAAUGGUUCGCCUCUUAAAAAGCCAAGUCGGCAGCACGCCUCUUAGAUUUGCUUUAGUCGCCAAUCAACAUCAGCAAAAUGCACUUAGACAAAUCCCAUCCUGCUGCUCCGAGCAGGUCCAGACCAUACCAGGGUGUUCGAGUGAAAGAUUCAGUCAAAGAGCUGCUGCGAAGGAAAAGAAGUGCGGAGUUGCUGAGCACCAAGACAACUGCACAUGCUCCAGUAACGUUCAGCAAAAUGGGCUCCUCCCAUCCUGCUGCUCCGAGCAGGUCCAGACCAUACCAGGGUGUUCGAGUGAAAGAUUCAGUCAAAGAGCUGCUGCGAAGGAAAAGAAGUGCGGAGUUGCUGAGCACCAAGACAACUGCACAUGCUCCACGCAAUGCUUUACCGUUGAUUACAGAUUAUUUUUUGUCGUUCCAGACCAUACCGGUGGGCGCAACGACAUGCUCCCUUCCUCAAAUGGACCUCCCAGAUUUAGGGUGUGCUUAUCUCCCCUGGACCCACCCCCUCACCACCCUCUCUACCGUGAUUUCAGGGGUUCAGUUUGCCUCGGGGUCUACACCUGUAUCGGGGUCCUCUUUCGUCCACACACCUUUGUCCAAGUCUUUGACCAACCAAGAUAUAGCUUCUCAGCACCAGAUACUGGAGCCACUGCAAUAUUCGGACCAGACCAACCCCAAGCUACACAAUGAGGUGCUAGAUGAAGAUCAAGAAGUAGAAUUGGAGACACCAAACUUACUUGAUAAAAUUCUGGAGGAUCAGGGCAAAGGUGAAGAUUCAGGAGGCAAGGUGUCAUACAGUAACUCGUUCUAUUUACCCAGUGCUUUUUAACUCCUAAUUUUUUUUAACUCCACUGACCACAAAAGUGCAAAGGAUCGAUGAUUUGCUCCUUUGUCUGCAGAAUUAUGCACAACCAAUAUCUGAUGUAAAUGAAACUUGGUAUAUUUUCACCCAUUAAAAUUUCAGUUUAAAUACGAAUUAAAUGAGGAUAGAGGACUUUGUUUGCUUUUUUGGUCAUUUCCAAGGUUUAAAGAACAUAUUCCCACGUUAAGACAGUCAUUUAAUUUGGAGCAACUUUUAAACAAACAACAUUUAUGGCAACAGUGUUAGUGAGCACAACAAAGACAGCAAGUUAUUUGCCCCAAAACAAUUUGCUGAGGUGUUUUAACUUAUAUCGGUUAUUUCUUUGUUGUGAAAUGUGGGAAAGCCAACUUUCACAAAGGCAAAACAAAAAAUAUGUUGACUUGCCCAACGUAAAAUGUUAUCGAAGCCUGUUGCUUUGAAAUUUUGAGUUCACUCUACAUUUUUUUUCUUACUAUUAUGGCCUUCUCCGGA
Messenger RNA from Hippocampus comes (tiger tail seahorse), 1359 nucleotides. RefSeq names its product POU class 2 homeobox associating factor 1 (gene pou2af1). NCBI's taxonomy places the organism in Eukaryota, Metazoa, Chordata, Actinopteri, Syngnathiformes, Syngnathidae. The record is from RefSeq and is a predicted model, not a curated record. Bases 103 to 855 code for a protein of 250 amino acids. The transcript has 4 exons. Gene Ontology annotation, molecular function: POU domain binding; DNA binding.